Messenger RNA from Cinara cedri, 774 nucleotides. The record is from the annotation of a GenBank genome assembly. NCBI's taxonomy places the organism in Eukaryota, Metazoa, Arthropoda, Insecta, Hemiptera, Aphididae.
AUGGCCAAAAAAAAUGUUCGGAACAUUUUUAAAAAAACUGACUCAACCGUGGUAAUCAAUACUUCAAAUUCUCCAGAGUACAAGACAUCGGGCACUUUUAAUCAAAUUGAAGCAAACAAGGAUCCGGAACUCAUACCACACUGCAUCAGCUCAUUUUGUUAUUUAGGCCUGUUUGUCUGGCUUUUAUUGGACAAAAAUUACAAUCUAUUACUUGAUCGUAACUCCUUGGUUAUUGUUGUUACUUGUUACACAAUCGAAUUUGUUAAAUUUGCAUGUCAUUCUUAUCUAGUCAGUAGAAUUUCCAACCAAAUUAAGUUAAAAACCAAUCCUAUUUUUUGGAUGUCUCAGUUUAUAUUUUUUACAAUAUUGGCAGUAGGUGUAGCGUAUUUUUUCUCCAUUCUAUUUGGCGCACCAUUGAUCACUAAACAAGAACAAACUUUUGUAUUUUCUAUACUCAUAACUGCAGUCAUAAUCACACCAACUGCCAUUCAAUUAGGGUCAAAUAUACUUCCAUUACUAUUGACUGAUUGUUUGGAAAAUGAAUUUGCCAGUACUAUUGAAGUAUACGAAAGGAAUAAUUUUCGAAUUACAAUUUUAGGAGCAUUUAUCGGUGCUGCAGUAAUACCAUUUGAUUGGGAAACUGAAUGGCAACGUUGGCCAAUCCCAUGUUCUGUAGGAUUAAUUGGUGGACAUUUAUUGGCUAAUGUAUACGAAAUUAUAUGUUGGCAAUUUAAAUCAUUAAAAAAGUAUUCUUUUAAGAAAAACAAAUUUUGA